Dermacentor silvarum is the source of this 2873-nucleotide messenger RNA. RefSeq lists its product as uncharacterized. The record is from RefSeq and is a predicted model, not a curated record. NCBI's taxonomy places the organism in Eukaryota, Metazoa, Arthropoda, Arachnida, Ixodida, Ixodidae. The coding region runs from base 371 to 1483 and encodes 370 amino acids. The transcript is spliced from 5 exons.
CCGUUAUCUACGAAGAAUUCGCAAGGGGAUCUGACACCGGACUUCUACGCACCUCGUAGCUUCGAGUGCGCGGUGACCGGCAGCCGUCCACACGCCAACGUCACGUGGCUCCUGGAUGGUCGCCCAUUGGACGAGCACCUCAGCACCACUCGCACUGACGGCAACGUAACGACAAGCGUGCUUCUUCCUGCCGCCUCUAAAACACGCGGGAAAGCUGCUCGAGUGUCGUGCUACCAACGAUCGUCUGCGGCGUGGCCGUGCCAUUUUAAGUCGCUACUUGGCCGUUAAUCUAUCCGAUAAACCGGAAGUUAACCUCAAGCUAGGAGCCGGGCUCAACGCCAGCCAUAUUACUGAGGGCACCGACGUCUACAUGGAGUGUGCAGUCCUGGCAGCGUCUAAAGUCAGCGACGUCACCUGGCGCCACCAGGGGCGUGACCUGGCACCCGCUCCGGCUGAAGGCACGCUGAUAACGUCGCGAUACCUCGUCAUCCAGCGCGUCACCCCGAGUCACGCUGGAAGCUACACGUGUAGGAUCUCCAAAACAGGGGACGACUACGUCGAAAGCGCACCGUUCCAUCUUCGUGUUCAAUACUCGCCGAGAUGUGAUCCAGACGCAGAGCAGACGAUACAAGUGGAAAGAAACGCGACCAUCAACGUUACCUGCAACGUUCGGGCUAACCCUCGUGAUGGCCUGCGCUAUUUUUGGCUCAUCGAAAACGCCAGCAAAGUUCCGGAGCGCGUGAAGCACGAUCUACAGACAGUGGACAAAAAACACGUUCCGAAUCCGCAAGUGACGAAAUCAAAUCACCUGGAAAUCAUCGCCAACGCUUCGCUAUUCAACGCUGCCCUCGCAUGCUGGUCCGAGAACUCCGUAGGAAUACAGAGAAGGCGAUGCCGCUUCAAGUUCGUGCCUCUAGGCGAAGCCUCGUCGUCCGGCAUCAUGUGCGUCGUGGGUAAUUACACGGAUACGUCAUUUUCGCUGGUCUGCUCUACGCCUGUUAAAGAGAACGAGACGACGUCAGGACAGUACCGGCGAGUUUUGGUGGAGGUGUUUGACUCCGAGAGGAGGAACCACUCCGAACGGAGCUUCUGGAGCGCCGAUUGGAGCGCUCCAAUGUUCGUCACUGGACUGCGGCCUUCUACGGAUUACUUGGUCGUGGUUCGAAUGACUCCUGAAGCCAGCUACCGGACUUACGUCCGCACGCUUAGUCCGGCCCAGACGCUGAAGGAACGUGAAGACGCGAAGAGGACUGCACAGCACGACCAAUGGAGUCCAACACUGCGAUUCGUGCUGAUCACCUGCGCACUGGUGUCAUUGUCGGUGGCAUUCUUCGCCAUCUGUAUCGUGCACGCCUACAAGAAACGCUGGAAGAAGUCACGACGAGCGACAUGCCAAGACAGUGUCAACAUCAGGCCAGGCAGCAGGGAUUCAAUGUACAUUCGUGACCAGACGUCGCACGUCGCUACAGCUGAACAUUGUUGACAAUAAUGACGGGGAACUUGGCAAAUCAGGGUUCAGAUGCACAAUGUAUAGCUCAAAAUCCAGAAAUGUCUAAUAUAAAAUACGGUUCCCUUCGAGAGCAGAAAAGUGUGUGGCCGAUUGCUUUGAUUUUGGCUCACGAGGUUUAUUGUUCCAAAGAAACAGAGGCCCUGUAAUAUCACGCGCAUAGGUCGGCAAAAUAAACAGAACUCAACCAUACUCACUCACAAAAUAUAUAUAGGUUCAAUCUGGCUCAGAAUCGCCGAAAUCACUCAACUGGUCUCACUCGGAGUCAGACUCGCCAGAAAUCCGACACACGAAGCCUACUCGGACUCAAACUGACCAAAAGCAGACUUGGAUGAUUAGUUCAGACAUAAACUCACUAUACAUUUAACUCAUCAGGCUCACUCGGACUCGAACUCUCCUAAAUCAGACCUAGCGAGACUCGCUGUUGCUCCAGAGAAACUUGAGUUUGGCCUCAUGAACAGCCUAUAUUUAUGUUCACUGCAGGAGGAAGGCCUCUCCCUGCGAUCUCUAAUCACUCCUGUCCUUUGCAAGCUGAUUCCAACUUGCACCUGCAAAUUUCCUAACUUCAUCACCCCACCUAGUUUUCUGCUGUCCUCGACUGCGCUUCUCUUCUCUUGGUAUCCAUUCUGUAAUCCUAAUGGCCCACCGGUUAUCCAUCCUACGCAUUACAUGGCCUGCCCAGUUCCAUUUCUUCCGCUUAAUGUCAACCAGAAUGUCGUCUAUCCUCGUUUGCUCUCUGAUCCACACCGCUCUCCUCCUGUCUCUUAACAUUAGGCCUAACAAGUUUCGUUCCAUCGCUCUUUGUGCGGUCCUUAACUUGGUCUCGAGCUUCUUUCCUAACCUCCAAGUUUCUGCCCCAUAUGUUAGCACCGGUAGAAUGCAAUGAGUUUGGCCUAGUUGGUGUUUACUGCAUGUCAUGUUGUGCCAUGUUGACCGCUGAUAAAAGACGAGGACAGGGAAAGAAAAGCACGAAAUGACGACACGGGAGGUGUUUGCUCGCUCACUUACCAAAAGCAGACUUACCCGGGCGCGCUCACACUCGGACUCACAGGUCGGUGAGAGUCUGAGUGAAUCUGAGUGAGUCGACUCAUGAGUUAGUUCGCCGUAUGUGAUAGGGUCCACGCAUAUUGCAAGUGGCAUUUUAAGGUAAUUGCUGGCAGGGAAGCAGAAGAGAAAAUAUUGCUUUCAUCAGCCUGAAGCGAACAGCAGACACAGGCAUUUAUGGCAUGUCUGCGAUCCGCAGGCUUUAACACUACACAGAACGACAUUGAACUACAGUGUCAAGGUGUCUGCAAAAGCACCAGUAAGCUCCCGCCGCUUUCGCCACCUGCGUAUGUACGAACAGAUUAAUAAAGAUGUGAAGGGC